This is a messenger RNA of Drosophila novamexicana, 3030 nucleotides long. It is a transcript of the gene Fbp1, whose product is annotated as fat-body protein 1. The record is from RefSeq and is a predicted model, not a curated record. Bases 1 to 3030 code for a protein of 1009 amino acids. Lineage: Eukaryota; Metazoa; Arthropoda; Insecta; Diptera; Drosophilidae. The transcript is spliced from 4 exons.
AUGAACAAACUUCUCGUGCUGGUAGCCUGUGUGCUUGGCUCAGUAUCCGCUGGACGCAUCCUGCAACGUGACUGGCAGGUUGAUCAGCGCAUAGAGCGCAUGUCUAGGCAGGACUUGCAGCGCCAAAAGUUUCUUCUGGACAUUGUGCAGCGUGUUCAACAGCCAUUGCAGCAGGAUGAUCUUAUACAGCUGGACCGGGGCCUGAUUGUGGAACCACAGCGCUAUCGUGGUGGCAUUGAUGGAGAGAUGCAGCGCGUCAUUGAUUUGGAUCGUCAGCGCCGGCUGCUGGAUGAGCACCAGAUCUAUAGCAUACGUAAUGUGGAGCAUGUGCAGCAGCUGCGUGGCAUCUAUCGCCUGCUGGUGCGCGCCCUCGAUUUUGAGACACUGCAGCGCAAUGUCAUCUAUCUGAGGCGGAACAUCAAUCCCGUGCUGUUGAUCAAUGCCCUAACUUUGGCCAUCCGCGAUCGCGAGGACACCCAAAUCUUGAUCAUGCCCGCCGUUCAGGAGAUAUUGCCCGAACUUUAUCUCGACCAGCAGACGAUUGAGCAAGUUCAGCGUAUGCAAUCCGAGGUGGAGGGUAGCCCACGACCCUCUCUAAUGGAUCUGGUAGGCCUAGGCCAACGUAUGCGUCAGGUGAAUCCUGUGAUGCGGAUGGUUAUGCCUUGGCGGGAUCUGCACAUGCAAAUGGCGCUGAGAAGGCAAGAGAUGCUGCAACGUCAGAUUCAGAAUCGUGUAGUGUUGCCCAUUCAAACCUUGCAAGGGGACCAGGACAUUUCGCUACUGACUGAGGAUAUUGGCUUGCGCAACUUCAUGCAGAAUCUAAUCCAAGAGCUGGCCCUGCUUGAGGACACCACGAAUGCCCGUCAGAUGCUCGACAUGGAAAAUGAUAACGACAUGGUAAGGCAGAUGGAGGUGGAGCAGCGUCGUCAAGGUAACUCCGACAUCAACAACGAUCGUGUGCUGGGUGUCAACCGUCGCCGUAUGCAGCAACAGCAGAACGAAGAUGACAACGAGAGCGAGAUCCAGCGUGAGCGUGUUAUGGUCCGUGACGAUGAGGACGAUGAAGAGGUUCCGUUCGGAAGUCAACUGCCUGGCAGCCGUGUGCCUCUGCUGCGUGGCAUAGGACAGGGUAUUAGACGAAUGUUGGGUGGCGAGAACCUGCAAACCGUUUCACGUAAUGACGAGCGCCUGGUGCACAUCAACAGACGUCGCUUGGAGCUCGUCGAGAUGGUACGUCGCAAUCGCCAGCGCAAGGAGCAAACAGAGAAGGAACGCUUUAUGGGCGUAGUACGUGACGACCGACUGAGCGAGGGACGCCGUUUAAGCCAGGUUCAACUGGAACAGGAUCAGAUCAGCAAUAGUCUGCGCGAUUUCAGCCGGGACGAAGACUGGCACCGUGGUACCGACAACCUGCAAACCAUACGUCGCGAUGAUGAGCGAUUGGUGCAUAUUAAUAGAAGACGUCUUGGUCAGCCCAUGGAGAACAUGACUCCUCGUCGCAUUAGUCCUAUUGGAGAGGGUCGCCGCGUGGACGGCGAAGACACCAUGAAGGUUGAGGAUAUUAUGCAGCUGAUCCGCCGCGACAAUCGUCUAGUUCAUCUCAGCGAUGAUGAGAUCAUCGAGAUGCUGCGUCGCAAUCGCCAGCGCAAGGAGCAGGAAAAACAACAGAACGAAGAGCACACAACUGUGGAGCAGGGACACCGCUACCGACGCAGCUUGGUCAACCCCAUGGUGGAGCAAACGACCCGUCGCAGUGAAAUGAUAUUGCACACUUUUCGCCAGCUGUUGGCACGCUUGAACCAGGAGCGCAUUGCUGGACGACUAGGCAAUGACGAGAUGAAGCUAAUCGACAAUUCCCGUUUGAUCAUGCUUAACCAAGAUCAGACUCAACGUUAUGCAGUGCGCCUGAACGAGAUGCGCUUAGACUCACGUCGCAACCGGGUGCUGAUUGAGCAAAUCAAUGCCAUCGAGGGCCGUUUGCAGCAGGUGAUUGGUCAUGUGGUCCGCGAGAUGAGCAAUGGCAACAUCGGCGUUAACCGUGUGACAGGAUCUGGAGUGGAGCAGAUUGAUGAGCAGCUUCGCAUUGAGGGUCUGAUUGGUGAUGUCCUAAUGGGACGCCUGGGUAAUAUUGGUAUUUUGCGCAUCCUGCGUGAGCUGCUCCAAGAUGCCAACGUUCAGCUGGAUCGUUCCGGGCUGGGAGUCAGCAUGGGUGACCGCCUGUUGCAGCACACCCUCCGCAGAAUCAUAAGCAUUGUGGAUGAUCUUCGCGAGCAGCAGCUCGGCGUCUAUAGGCGCGAGCAGCUGGACAUGCGGGAUGUGACCAUUAACGCUGUGCGCGUCGGCAAACUGCGCACCCGCAUCGAAGACAGCGACAUGGACGUGAGCAGCCUGCUGGAGCAGCCGCAACAAAUGCAAAUGAUGGUGCGCCAGCGCCGCCUGAACAACAAGCCCUUUACCAUUGACAUGGACAUGAGCUCAGAGCGCCCACAGGAUGUCAUCGUGCGUCUCUUUCUGGGACCACGUCAGGAUGCCACGGGCCGUGAAGUGAACUUGGAGCAGCGCCGCUCAGACUUUGUGCUUCUGGAUGCAAUCAACACUCAACUACAGUCGGGCCGCAAUCGCAUUCAAUAUCUCUCCACGAACAUUGCCUGGACUACCCGCGAUGCCACGCCCUACAGCGAGAUUUAUCGUCGUGUGAUGACCACACUGCGUGGCCAGCAGGAUGCGAUGAUGGUGAACGACCUGGUUGGCGAGAAUGGACGCUUUCCUCAGCGCUUGCUGCUGCCACGCGGUCGUCCCGAGGGCCUACCCAUGCAGCUGCUUGUGAUUGUCUCGCCCAUGGAGCGCCUGGGCCGAGAGCAACUGAUGCGAAUGGAGCGCAUUGAUGGCGUUAUGGGCAUGAGCAUGGCUUCCAUAAUGGACAGCCGUCCGCUGGGUUUCCCGCUCGACCGACGCAUUAACAAUGAGCAGGAGCUGUUGCAACUGCCCAACGUACAACUGGAGGACGUUAUGAUCAUUCACGAGAACUGA